Messenger RNA from Rhipicephalus sanguineus (brown dog tick), 1061 nucleotides. Its product is annotated as retinol dehydrogenase 7. Lineage: Eukaryota; Metazoa; Arthropoda; Arachnida; Ixodida; Ixodidae. The transcript has 5 exons. The coding region runs from base 277 to 1059 and encodes 260 amino acids. The record is from RefSeq and is a predicted model, not a curated record.
CGGUGGCCCAACUGAGCAUUCCCGCGGCCGUGUUGUUGUGGCUGGCCGCUCAGCGACUCCCUUCGCUGCUGACCGCGGUGACAAACGUUAGCCUGGCGGUGCUGGCGCUGUACUCCGGAUACUGGUUGUUGUGGUACGCCCGGCGAGCACUCUUCAAUGGACUCGUUGAUCCGAAAGGGAAGUGCGUUCUCAUAACAGGUUGUGACACAGGCUUUGGUCACUUGUUGGCAAUGCAGCUGGCCAGAGAAGGAUUCUUCGUUUACGCGGGGUGCUUAGAUGGAAACGGCGUGGGCGCGAAAGUACAUAAAGAACGUAGAGAACACCUUAGUGCUUCAGAUGGACGUCACCAAAGAAGAAGAGAUAAAUCAAGCGCUGGAGGUGGUAGAAAAACACUUGGACGGGAAAGAGCUGUGGGCAGUUGUGGCCAACGCUGGAGUCGCCUACUUGGGCUACGUUGAGUGGCAGCCCAUGAGCAGAGUGCGGUCUGUUUUCGAUGUAAACACGUUUGGAGCCCUGUCGGUUUCAACAGCCUUCUUGCCACUGCUGAGGAAAUCACGGGGAAGGCUGGUCCUCGUGACAAGCUUCUUGGGUCGUAUAACUAUGCCUGAGUACCUGGCCUACUGCAUGUCCAAGUGUGCUACAACUUCUCUGGCUGACGGCCUUCGCCGGCAGUACUUCAACAACGGCCUCCGCGUAUGCAUUGUUGAGCCAGGAGCAUACAGAACAGCGCUGGUGAACCACUUGCGGAUGGAAGAAUUGUUCGACCGGGACCUGGACUUACUUUCCGACAGGGUGCGCAAACGAGUCAACGAUAAGGUCGUCGCUUACUUCAAGCACACUGCCGACAUCCUUCACUCGUUGUUCAUGAGGGGCGAGCUUCAGGAAGUGGUCGACGCGAUGAAGAUGGCCGUUCAAGAGAAACUGCCUCGUGCCUCAUACACUCCUGGAGCUAGCACGCUCAACGUGGUUCGAUGGCUGCACAACGUAACGCCAACCGAGCUGGUCGACGAAGUGAUGGACGCGGCGCGCAGACUAUCCACGCUCAUAAAAAGAAAGUAAAC